GCUGCUUUAUUUUGAACUCGUUUUCUUCCAGUGGAUCACCGACUAUCUGAUUUUCUUCAAGCCUCUAUAUUCUGAGUUCGCACUGCUACCCUUCAUGUCAUCGUUCAUUGGAACAAAGGUACAGCCUUUCUCCUGUGCGCCCGUAGCACAUCGAGGACCAUGUUCUCAAGGGAAAUUGGAAAGGCAUGCAUCUUUGGGCGAAGGUUAUCAAUGUUUGGGUAGGUAUGCUUCUGAAGUUAAUAGUCCGAGUCGUGCUUCUGCGAAGACAACGACAAUCGAAUACAGACUACCUAGGAUAUUUUAUCAUUCAGUCACAGGCCAGCAUCUUCGAACGCAAAAUUUCUCAUUACGACCUUAACCCAUCCCUAUGACAUUCGGAUAUUACUCUUAAUACUUCUCUUCUCUGCGACCGUGGAUAAGGACGGAAUUCUAAGGGAGAGAGAUAAUUCCCUGAGAAGACGUGAACAAUUCACCGUGUAGCCUCUCCCUCUUACGUUUCGCAUUUGUG
This is a messenger RNA of Guyanagaster necrorhizus, 508 nucleotides long. RefSeq lists its product as uncharacterized. Lineage: Eukaryota; Fungi; Basidiomycota; Agaricomycetes; Agaricales; Physalacriaceae. The record is from RefSeq and is a predicted model, not a curated record. The transcript is spliced from 2 exons. The coding region runs from base 95 to 358 and encodes 87 amino acids.